UCCCGCCCGCCCGCCCUCCGGCCGCCUCUGCCGCCGCGCGCCGCAGCAGCGCCGCCUUCCCUGCGCAGUCGGUGUCUCGGCGUAGCUGGGUGGGACUUGGCUCUGCGGUCAUGGGCAAGCAGAACAGCAAGCUGCGGCCGGAGAUGCUGCAGGACCUGCGGGAGAACACAGAGUUCUCGGAGCUGGAGCUGCAGGAGUGGUACAAGGGCUUCCUCAAGGACUGCCCCACGGGUAUCCUCAACGUGGAUGAAUUCAAGAAAAUCUAUGCCAACUUCUUCCCCUACGGUGACGCCUCCAAGUUCGCGGAGCACGUCUUCCGCACCUUUGACACCAACAGCGACGGGACCAUCGACUUCCGGGAGUUCAUCAUCGCACUGAGCGUGACCUCGCGCGGCCGCCUGGAGCAGAAGCUCAUGUGGGCCUUCAGCAUGUACGACCUGGAUGGCAACGGCUACAUCAGCCGGGAGGAGAUGCUGGAGAUUGUGCAGGCCAUUUACAAGAUGGUUUCGUCUGUGAUGAAGAUGCCGGAGGACGAGUCGACCCCGGAAAAGAGGACUGAGAAAAUCUUCCGCCAAAUGGACACCAACAACGACGGCAAGCUGUCCCUGGAGGAGUUCAUCCGCGGGGCAAAGAGCGACCCGUCCAUCGUGCGCCUGCUGCAGUGCGACCCCAGCAGCGCCUCCCAGUUCUGAGGGGAGGAGCCAGGCACCCCUCAUCCCCGCCUUCACCGGUCCCACCCGGCUCUCAGCUUCCUUUCCCUCGUGUCCACCCAGGCUGGGGGUCAGACUGGGGACCCGCCCCCCUCCCCCGGGUCUGCACUGCGGGGGCCUCUGGAACUGGGACCCUGGAAGGAGGGGGCCCCAAAGCAAGCUGGUAGCAUCCCUCUUCCGCAAAUGGCAGACAGGCUCGGGUUUGUCUGUCCCUCAGAGUCAGGGCCCUCACCCAGACACCCAGCCGUCUCCCACCCACCCCCAGCCCUGAGGCCAGACCCCUCCCCAACCGCGGAAGGCUCAGGCUCAGGCUCAGGCUCGCCCCUCCUAGGGCUCAGCCUGGGGGCGGUGGGAAGUCACACUCAGGUGACCAGAGCCUGUCUUUUUACUUGGAGGGGAGAGGAUUCCAGGCCUUUGAGAAAGGAGCUUCCUUAAGCCUCCCUUUCCCACAGAAGCCUUCAACCCUCCCUGCCCCAGCUCCUGCUGGCCCCAAGGCCAAGGCACAAAUGGAAACCUCCCCCAUCCCAGCUGUGGCUGCGGUCCCCUGAACCUGUCUGCCUUUUGCACUCGAUGGACACAGCCAGCUGCAGACCACCAAUUGAGCCCUGUGUAUUGGCCUCUCUCUCUCUCUCUCUCUCACACACACACACACACACACACACACACACACACACACACACAGGCAGAGCCCCUCCACCAUGUCCUGUGUGGGAAAGAAGAGCAGGCCCCUGGCCGAGCCCCGCCCCCACCCUGCAUGCAGCCACACGAAGCAUCUUUGUUCUUUUUAAUAACUUCCAAAUAAAGUUUCCCGUUUCAGUGCA
This is a messenger RNA of Cavia porcellus (domestic guinea pig), 1531 nucleotides long. It is a transcript of the gene Hpca, whose product is annotated as hippocalcin. The coding region runs from base 111 to 692 and encodes 193 amino acids. The transcript has 4 exons. The record is from RefSeq and is a predicted model, not a curated record. Lineage: Eukaryota; Metazoa; Chordata; Mammalia; Rodentia; Caviidae. Gene Ontology annotation, molecular function: calcium ion binding.